AUGCACCUCUCGCCGCGCGAGCUCGACCACCUGCGGCUCGCGCAGGCCGGCCAGCUGGCGCAGCGGCGGCUGGCCCGCGGCUGCCGGCUCAAUCAUCCCGAGGCGGUCGCGCUCAUCUCGUCGCAAAUGAUGGAGAUGAUUCGCGACGGGAAGCCGGUGGCGGAGCUGAUGGCGACCGGCCAGCAGCUGCUGGGCCGCCGGCAGGUGCUGCCUGGCGUCGCGUCGCUCGUCGCCGAGGUGCAGAUCGAGGCGACGUUCGAGGACGGCACGAAGCUGCUCACGGUGCACUCGCCGAUCUCCGCGCUCGACGGUGACCUCUCGCUCGCGCUGCACGGCUCCUUCCUGCCCGUCCCCGACCUCGCCGCCUUUGGCGAGCUCGAGGAGAGCGAGGUGCCCGGCGCCACAGUGUGCGCCGAGGGCGGCAUCACGCUCAACGCCGGGCGGGAGCUGAUCGAGAUCGGAGUCACCAACUCGGGCGACCGGCCGAUCCAGGUCGGCUCGCACUACCACUUCAUCGAGACCAACGCCGCGCUCGUCUUCGACCGCGCAGCCUCGUUUGGAAAGCGGCUCAACGUGCCGGCCGGCUCGAGCGUCCGCUUCGAGCCGGGCGAGUCAAAGACGGUGACGCUCGUCGCCGUCGGCGGCAACAAGGUGGUCGUCUCGGGCAACAAGCUGGUCGACGGGCCCGCGACGCCGGAGCGGCUACCCGAGGUCAUGGAGCGCGUCGCCGCGCGCGGCUUUGGGCACGCGCCGAGCGCCUCGCCGCCGCGCGCCGGCUCGCCACUGGUGAUGUCGCGGCCAGAGUACGCGGCGAUGUUUGGGCCGACGGUGGGCGACCGGGUGCGGCUGGGCGACACGUGCCUGCUGGCCGAAGUGGAGAAGGACUACACCGUCUACGGCGAGGAGGUCAAGUUUGGCGGCGGCAAGGUGCUGCGCGAGGGGAUGGGCCAAAAGUCGGGCGGCGCCCCGGCCGACGCGCUCGACGUGGUCAUCACGAACGCGCUCAUCAUCGACGCGGCGCUGGGGGUGGUCAAGGCGGACAUCGGGAUCAAGGGGUCGCGCAUCGUCGGCAUCGGCAAGGCGGGCAACCCGGACACGAUGGAGGGCGUCACGCCGGGCAUGACGACCGGCGUGACGACCGAAGCCAUCGCGGGCGAAAAGAUGAUUGUCACCGCCGGCGCCAUCGACACGCACGUGCACUGGAUUUGCCCGCAGAUCGCGGAGGAGGCGAUCGCGUCGGGCAUCACGACUAUGUACGGCGGCGGGACGGGGCCGGCGGCCGGCACCUGCGCCACCACCUGCACGCCGGCGCCGAGCCAGGUCGAGACGAUGCUGCGCGCGACCGACUCGCUCCCGCUCAACUUUGGCUUCUCGGGCAAGGGGAACACGUCCGACCCGCAGGGGAUGCUCGAGGUGAUCCAGGCCGGCGCGGCCGGCUUCAAGCUGCACGAGGACUGGGGCACCACCCCCGCCGCAAUCGACACCUGCCUCACCUUUUGCGACGAGCACGACGUGCAGGCGACCAUCCACACAGACACGCUCAACGAGUCGGGGUUCGUCGACGACUCGCUCGCCGCCAUCAAGGGGCGGACGAUCCACACCUACCACUCCGAGGGCGCGGGCGGCGGCCACGCGCCCGACAUCAUCAAGGUCUGCUCCGAGCCGAACGUCCUCCCUUCCUCCACCAACCCGACCCGCCCCUUCACCGUCAACACGAUCGACGAGCACCUCGACAUGCUCAUGGACGUCGCCUUUGCCGAGUCGCGCAUCCGCGGCGAGACGAUCGCCGCGGAGGACAUCCUGCACGACAUGGGCGCCAUCUCCGUCAUGUCGUCCGACUCGCAGGCGAUGGGCCGCGUCGGCGAGGUGGUCUGCCGGACUUGGCAGACGGCCGACAAGAUGAAGGCGCAGCGCGGGCCGCUGCCGGACGAGACGUCGGCGGGCGCGGACAACGCGCGGAUCAAGCGGUACAUUGCAAAGUACACGAUCAACCCCGCCCUCGCCCACGGGAUGGCGCACGCCGUCGGCUCGGUGCAGCCGGGCAUGCUCGCCGACCUUGUAGUGUGGAAGCCGGCGCUGUUUGGCGCAAAGCCCGAGAUGGCGCAGAUGGGCGACCCGAACGCCUCCAUCCCGACGCCGCAGCCCGUCGUGAUGCGGCCGAUGUUUGGCGCGCAGCCCGGCGCCGUCGGCGGCACCUCGCUCGCCUUCGUAUCGGGCGCGGCGCACGCGGCGGGCGUCGGCGCGCGAUACGGGCUGAGCAAGUCUACCGAGCCGGUCAAGGGCACGCGUUCCGUCUCCAAGGCGGACAUGGUCCACAACUCGGCCAUGCCCAAGAUCACCGUCUGCCCAGAGACGUUCGAGGUGACUGCGGACGGCGCGCCGCUCGUGUGUGAGCCGGCGACGAAGGUGCCGCUCGCGCGCAAGUUCUUCCUCUUCUAGACUUGGGCGACGGGCCAGCCGUGAUCCACGCAUGCCCGCAUCUGCAGCACGCGGCGUCGGGAGCUGGCGCAGAGAAAGCCUUAGACAGCUUCGAGCUUGAGCUGCGCAUGGCUGCGAGAAGACGAGACUGUACCUUGCAUGCGUGAGUCCGGAGCGCGCGGUAGUCGCGACACCCCACUUAUUAGCGCUGCCGCACACAGUGUGUCAGCCCAGCCCCAAAGCACCGUCACACUAGAACGCGCCGCGCGUACCCACCACCCAG
Molecule: messenger RNA, 2701 nt
Organism: Emiliania huxleyi CCMP1516
Lineage: Eukaryota; Haptophyta; Isochrysidales; Noelaerhabdaceae
Gene: URE1
Product: urease
Exons: 3
Coding region: 1-2439 (812 amino acids)
Biological process (GO): urea catabolic process
Cellular component (GO): urease complex
Molecular function (GO): urease activity; nickel cation binding
Source: RefSeq, a predicted model, not a curated record